Molecule: messenger RNA, 2654 nt
Organism: Ananas comosus (pineapple)
Lineage: Eukaryota; Viridiplantae; Streptophyta; Magnoliopsida; Poales; Bromeliaceae
Product: protein indeterminate-domain 5, chloroplastic-like
Exons: 4
Coding region: 451-2211 (586 amino acids)
Cellular component (GO): nucleus
Molecular function (GO): DNA-binding transcription factor activity
Source: RefSeq, a predicted model, not a curated record
UCUCUCUCUCUCUCUCUCUCUCUCUAUCUCUAUUGUCCAAUUUAUAUUGAAUUUUGAUGAGUUUUUUUUUAUUGUGGUGCAAGUGGUUUGAGGAAUGAUAGAGGGAAGCUACAAGGGAAAAGGAGAAUCAUCAGAUAUAGUAGCUAGGGUGGGAAGGGAAAGUGUGACAAGCAACUCACCUCCAAAGAAAAAAAAAGGAAAAAAAAAAACCCAACCCAUUAAAACAAACCUUUUUUAGUCUCUAAACCCAACAUCAAAGAAGGAGACGAAGGAGAGGAGGAAGCCAAGGAGAGGAGAGAAAGAAAGAUCAGGUCUUUUGGAUUGAAACCAAAACAACAACAGUGCGUUUGGAGGAAGGGACCAAGAAGAAGAACACCGUCAACACAGAAGCAGCAAGCGUAAAGGGCAAAAGAGAGAAGUGUUGUUUUCCUUGCUUUUGGAUUAUAUACUAUGGCCGCCGCUGCCUCCUUCUUCGGUAUCCGGGAGGAUCCCGACCCCCGCAAUCAGAUGCAACAGCCGCCGCCGCCGCCGCCGCCGCUGCAGCAGCAUCAGCCACAGCUCCCACCCUCUUCGCAAUCGGUGCUCGGCUCCACCGCCACCGCCGCCGCCGCCGCCGCUGCCGCAGGGAGCUCUCAGCCUGUGGCUCCUCAGAAGAAGAAGAGGAACCAACCGGGAAAUCCAAAUCCGGACGCGGAGGUGAUCGCUCUGUCGCCGAAGACGCUGAUGGCGACAAACCGCUUCGUGUGCGAGGUGUGCAACAAGGGUUUCCAGCGGGAGCAGAACCUGCAGCUGCACCGCCGCGGCCACAACCUGCCGUGGAAGCUGAAGCAGAAGAACCCGAAGGAGGUGCGGCGCCGCGUGUACCUCUGCCCCGAGCCGACGUGCGUCCACCACGACCCGUCGCGCGCGCUCGGCGACCUCACCGGCAUCAAGAAGCACUACUGCCGGAAGCACGGCGAGAAGAAGUGGAAGUGCGACAAGUGCUCGAAGCGCUACGCCGUGCAGUCGGACUGGAAGGCGCACUCCAAGACCUGCGGCACCCGCGAGUACCGCUGCGACUGCGGCACCCUCUUCUCCAGGAGAGAUAGCUUCAUAACCCACAGAGCCUUCUGCGACGCCCUAGCGCAAGAGACUGCAAGAAUCCCUCCGGGGUUAAACCCCAUCGGAAGCCAUUUGUACGGCAACAGUAACAUGAGCUUGGGCCUCUCUCAGAUGAGCUCCCAGAUGUCUUCUUUACAAGACCUCCUCUCCUCUUCCGCCUUCCGCCCGCCACCGCCGCCUCCGCACCCGCACUCGUCGUCGCCUUUCUUUCUCGGCGGCGGCGGCGGCGGCGCGAGUCAAGAGUUCCAUAACGAAGACCCUCAGCCUCAGCAGCAUUCUCUUCUCCAAAGCAAACCCUUUCAUAGCUUAAUGCAACUCCCUGACCUCCAAGGAAACGCCAACAACUCUUCAUCGAACUCGGGCGCAGUGGCGGCAGCCAACAUGUUCAACCUCGGCUUCUUUUCGAACAGCAGCAACGCAAUUCCGAUGAACAACAGCGUCCCCGACCAAUUCAACGGCGGCGGCAACAACAACGGCAGCAACCACUCAGAGUCUGGGAGCCUCUUCCCAGGCAAUCUCAUCGCCGGCGAUCACCACAUCGGAACGGGAAUCUCCCAGAUGUACAACAACUCGAUGCGCGGCGAAUCGGUCCUGCCGCAGAUGUCGGCGACCGCAUUGCUUCAGAAGGCCGCACAGAUGGGUGCGACGACGAGUGGUGGUGGGGGCGGCGGAAGCUCUUUGUUGAGAGGAUUCGGAAGCACUUAUUCUAACAGCGGUGCAAAUAAGCCUGGCGUGUUCAGGUCCAGCAGCUUCGGCGAGAGCUCGAGAGCUCAAGUGGAGCAUGAAAACCACUUCCAAGACCUCAUGAACUCGUUAGCAAAUGCAAGUAGUAACAUGUUCGGCGGAAGCGGCGGUGGCGGCGGAGGAGUUGCUGCUGCAUUUGGUGGGAAUUAUAUGAGUAGUGGGCAGGAGCAGGAGACGGGGCUCGGCGGUUUCGACCGGCUCACUCGUGACUUUCUCGGUGUCGGAGGGAGCAUGGUGAGGGGCAUGGGGGGUGGAAUCUCUCAGAGAGAGCAGCAUCAUGGGCUUGACAUGGGCUCGCUUGAUUCGGAAAUGAAGUCCGGCGGCGCCGCCUCGAGCCGAUCAUUCGGAAGCGGGAAUUUGCAAUGAGAAUCUAUCAACAAAAUUCAUCUCAAAUAAGUUAUUUGGAGAUAAAGAGAGAGAGAGAGAGAGAGAGAAGAAGAAGAAGAAGAAGAAGAAGAAGAAGAGAUGUUCUUCAAUAAGUUUGAUGAUGAAAGAGAUCCACUGCAACAAGUGCGCAUCACAAAGGGGGAAACCCUAGUAGGUAUAUGUGUAACUCAUGAGCAUGGUCAAGUAGGCGAAGGUGCCGUUAUUGCAUGGUAUAAUGUGGUUUUUAUAGUUGGUGUAGUCGUAGCUAGGAUCUAAAUAACUGUGACUUUUUGCUCUUUAUUUUUUUGGCUUCUGUGGUAUCUUAAUUUGUGCUUCUUUAAUUUGGCGUCGAAAGGGCUUCUUUAUAGAUAGUCCUAAACAUGGCAUGGCUUUUGUUUCUUUUCUUCUUUCCUUUGUUUCUACUAUUUUUUCUGUUCUAGCUA